AUGGUUGAUACCAACGGUGGACGACAAUCUUUUUUAUCACCCGUAUCUGGUACAGUGACUAAAUUGUAUGUUCAUGAACUGGAUACUCUUUCGUAUGGUUCAGUCAUUCUGGAGUAUGAAGAAUGUCGACAUACGAUCACUUUUAAAAACCUGUGUAGUGAUUGUGGUAUCAAUUUGAAUCAAUUGAAAAAUACUUUGCCACCAUUAACAUGUAUAAAACCUGUCAUAUCAAUGGAACCUUCAUUUCCAACAGUAAAAAUUACUGUAGAAGAAGCUUUAAGAUAUGAUAAUGAAGAGCGUAAUUAUCUUUUGCGCAAACGUAAACUUCAUUUAUUGGUUGAUCUUGAUCAAACUCUGGUUCAUACGAGUAAUUCUAGAAAUCAUCAUCUGUCUUUACGAGAUGUGAUUACUUAUCAACUAAACACUCCAAUGCCACAAACAUUCUAUACAAAAUUACGUCCAGGUGUUAGAGAAUUUCUGAUGAAUCUUCAAUCACUCUAUCAAUUUCAUAUAGUUACUUUUGGUGAUCGACCAUAUGCACAUACUAUAGCUAAAUUAAUUGAUCCGAAUGGAACAUUUUUUUCUCAUCGAAUCUUAUCACGAAAUGAAUGUCUUAGUUUGACAGAUAAAACAGCCAAUUUGAGUAGUCUCUUUCCUUGCAGUGAUGCGUUAGUCUGUAUUAUAGACGAUCGUGAUGAUGUCUGGAAUUAUGCUCCAAACUUGGUUCAUGUCAAACCGUAUAUAUGGUUCAAAGAUGUUGGUGAUAUCAAUAGUAUACAUCUUUCAUCAUUAUCAAUCUCCCAUACACAAAUGAUUCCACAAAUUAGUGAACAAAUCGAGACUAACGAAGAAAGACAUCGACCAGGUGAAAAACGUAAGUUCGAUAACAAGAACGAUCAAUUAAGUAAAAGAUGCAAAGAACAAAACAAUUUCCAUGAAGUUGUGGAUACUGAUCUCUACUUACGCCAACUAGAGAUUAUUUUAAAACGUAUCCAUACAGUAUUUUAUACGGCUUAUGAUCAAUGGAUCCAAGAUAAACACAGGAUUAUGCCGAAUUUGAAGCAAAUUAUGCCUAAUAUUCGUCAACAAAUACUCAAUUCUGUAUCUCUGUGCUUCUCUCAUUUAAUGCCAAAAAACUAUCCAUUAGAAAAACAUCGUGCAACAAUAAUGGCUAAAAUGAUGGGAGCAACAGUUACUCAUGAUUUACAAUUUAAUUGCAAUGGUACAAUGCGAACGACACAUGUCAUUGCUGGAAAACAAACGUUGAAAGUCCAGCAAGCUCUACAAAAUAAUAUAAAAGUUGUCACACCUGAAUGGUUAAUUGAUUGUUAUGAACAAUGGGAAAAGAAAUCAGAAGAGAAUUAUAUUCUCCUGCCAGAUUAUGAUGUUUGCAAAUCACGAUUAUUCACUGAGGAAAUUCCUCGAAUAUCUAAACGACGUUAUUGUGAUAUACAGCACGAAGUAUCUGUCAUUCAACCAUCGUCUUGUGAUGAACAGAUAACAACUGAUCGAAAACGAUCUCAAACAAACAGCAGCAGCCUUUCAAAUAAUACUUCACCGAAAUAUUCAUCCGACCGUUGUAACUUCAAUACGAGCGCUGACGAAUGCUUUGGUGUGGAAAAACAAGUGAAUAAAUUAUAUAUUGAAGAUGAUGAUACUGAUGACAUAAGUCCACAACCAUUGAAACGGCAACGCACAGAGACAUCUGCAAAGAUGCUCGAUAAGAAAACGGACAAUAGCGAUGAGGCUGAUGAUGGUUUUGAUUCGGAUUCAUCUAGUAUGCAGGAGUGGCACGAUUUGAUUUUCGGCAAAAACGAUGACACUAGUUCAGAUGAAGAAUGUCUUGGCGAUGAUGAUGUACCUCGAGGUUGGAAAAAAGUCUACAAACAGAAACGCUAA
Molecule: messenger RNA, 1899 nt
Organism: Rotaria sp. Silwood1
Lineage: Eukaryota; Metazoa; Rotifera; Eurotatoria; Philodinida; Philodinidae
Source: the annotation of a GenBank genome assembly